Messenger RNA from Dufourea novaeangliae, 5459 nucleotides. It is a transcript of the gene Cad87A, whose product is annotated as cadherin-87A. The record is from RefSeq and is a predicted model, not a curated record. Lineage: Eukaryota; Metazoa; Arthropoda; Insecta; Hymenoptera; Halictidae. Gene Ontology annotation, cellular component: plasma membrane. Gene Ontology annotation, biological process: homophilic cell-cell adhesion. Gene Ontology annotation, molecular function: calcium ion binding.
AUGACGAAAACCUUCCCUUCAAGGCAAAGCGGACCCGAGAAAACACUUAAAUACGUCGUCAUGGAGAACGACACAGUACGCUUCCGUGUCACGUUGGAAGACGAAGUACCUGCGGGUCAGCAACCAAACAUAGUUGGUGUUGAUGCAUUCGUGAUCGUUCUCGACGAGAAUGACAAUCCCCCACAUUUUCUGGGUGUACCGUACGAAGCCGUCGCCGAGGAGGAUCUUCCAAUUGGCUCGACAAUUCUUCCAGGCAUUAGAGUAAUGGAUCCUGACUUAUUGGGGGACAUCAUAGAUCUAACCUGUGUACCUCAGCCACAAUUCCUCGACGCCUGCGAAAAGUUCGGCAUAGUUAAUGUGGAGAGAAGCCAAAACUCGUAUGUGGGCGCGCUAGUGUUGCGGCAGCCACUCGACUACAGGGAGAGGCCCUUUUAUCAACUGCUACUCAUGGCAACUGAUGGUCUGAACAAUGAAACCACGGGGGUCGAAAUCAAAGUAGCGGACAUUCAGAAUAGCCCGCCGGAAUUUCUAGACUCAUUAACUGGUGUGGUGCGCGAGGACGAUCCCAUUGGAACACUGGUUAUGACUAUCAAAGCCAGGGAAAUGCCGAGGAAAAUGAUCUAUGAAUUGGUCACUAAUCCGUUCGACUAUUUCCUGUUGGACGACGAAACGGGUGAAUUAAGGACAGCGAAGCCAUUGAAUAGGGAAGCGUUGAAGGAUUCGACUGGAGUACUCACGUUGAAGGUAAAAGCACGGGAAUUAAUCGAUGGAAUGCCAGGCAAUGAUGGUUUGACGGUUUCGACGGCCGAAGCUACGGUGACAAUAAAGGACGUGAACGAUGAACCUCCAACAUUUAAUCACCGCGAGUACAAUAUCGAAAUUCCAGAGAAUGUGCCGAACGGAACGCCUUUGCCGUAUUUGGAUAUGACUGUCAGGGAUCCUGAUGUAGGCUUGAACUCCGUAUUCUCGUUACGUCUAGAAGAUAUUACGGAUGGAGCAUUUACUAUCGAACCGACUAUGGCAACUGGAAGCACGUCCGUGAACAUUCGUGUCGCCAAUGGCUCACUCGAUUACGAAAAUCCGAACCAACGGAAAUUUAUCAUUCUGGUCGUCGCGGAAGAGGUUCACACAAAUCCUAAGCUUUCUUCUACUGCAACUGUGACCGUCUCCAUUACGGAUGCAAACGAUAACUCACCCUCUUUCAGUAGAGCGACUUAUACAGCCACGGUAUUGGAAACUGCACCACCUGCAACACCCGUUAUAACUAUCACUGCCAAAGAUCGUGAUAGUGGAAGGAGUACAAGAGGCCUACGGCUUGCCUAUUGGAAGUGUGUUGUCUUUAGUUUGGAUUUAGAUAAUUUAUGGCAGGAUUACUCGAAGCUAGCAGGAAUAGCUUAUCAGUUGUUAGGCCAAGGAGCACAGCAUUUUGCUGUAGACAAAAAGACUGGAACCAUCACAGUAGCCUCUUGUUCAACACCUGGAACUUCACCGUGCCUAGAUUAUGAAGAACAAACAGAAUAUUUCCUCACAUACAAGGCAACUGACAAUGGCGGGCAAGGCCAAACAACCAGCGUCUCCUUGCGUAUUAGUUUGUCAGAUGCCAAUGACAGUCCUCCACGAUUUUUACAAGACAAAUACCGCACGGUAAUCGACGAAGGUGCUCAAAAAUUUGAGCCAGAUCUAAAAGUGCAAGCCAGAGACAAAGACAAAACGUCCAAAAUUACAUACACGAUAGUCGAUGGCAAUGAUCUCGGACUCUUUGCCAUAGAUCAAGAUUCUGGUGAAAUUACAAUAAAAAAUAAAGGUUCGGUGGAUUUAAAAAAUUCAACCUGUGAUUGGAUCGCACUUGUUAUACUAGCAAACGAUGGAAUCUUUGUUGAUUCUGCCACUGUUAAUAUUACAAUCCGAGAUGUUAAUAAUAAUGCACCUAUCUUCCCACAUGAUUUAUAUACUGCUAGCAUUCCAGAAAUAUCUCCUAUUGGAACGGUGGUAGAGGAAGUAACAGCAACUGAUGCUGACACAGGAGUUAAUGCAGAACUGAUUUACAGAAUACAAAAGGGUGCUUUCGAUGACUUCACCAUUAAUGAAACAACAGGCAUAGUAACAGUGUUUAGAAAAUUAGAUUAUGAUAAUAAAAACACAUAUCACGUGGAAGCGAUCGCAUUCGAUAAAGGAACUCCCAGUUUAACUGGAACAACAACAAUAAUGAUAAAUGUUGAAAACAGUAAUGACAAGGCUCCAUACUUCACACCAGAAACACAACGUGCUGAAGUCACAGAAGACACCCCCAUUGGUACUGUUUUUACGACACUAAAAGCUACAGACCCUGAUAGUCCUGAUUUGGAAGCAUUAAAUUUUGCCAUUUCUGAACCUAUCACAGCAAUUGACAGGAACGGACAAAAGGUCAAUGAUAGCAAAUCCUUCAAGGAUUUCUUUGCGAUCGAUCGUGCAACUGGUCAAGCAUCGGUCGUUAGACCUCUUGAUCGUGAUAUUGCAGCAACAGUAAGCAUCACUGUCGUUGUUAGUGACACAACAGCACCCACUUUACAACAAGGAAGAGGUACUCUAGUAGUCACGAUUAUUGAUGUGAAUCACAUGGCACCAGAAUUCUUGAAACCAUGGACAAGAGAAAAUCCACGGUAUUUAAUAGAAAUGCAAGAGGAACAACCAACAGGAGCGGUGGUAGGAGCGUUCACUGCUGUAGACACAGAUAGCAAUAUUGCAGGAUAUGCGAUAGAACCUCCAAGUCCCUAUUUCAACAUAGACAAUAUCACAGGAAUUGUACGGACCAGUCAAGUAAUCAAUUACGAAGAAACAAAACAGUUGGAGUUUACAGUGCUUGCCUACGAUUCUGGAGUGCCUCAGUUAUCAGCAACAGCAAAAGUUACAGUUACUGUAAUAAACGUAAACGACCAAGAUCCUAAAUUUGAAAAAGAAUUUUACAAUGCAUCUGUGAAAGAAAAUUCACCGGCAGGGAUUCAUGUUACUGUUGUGAAAGCAAUAGAUGGGGAUGAAGGACCAUUUGGAGAAGUCAGUUACAGUCUCAUCGGUGACCAUGCGGCUGAUUUUAAUAUAGGCCAUGAAACUGGAGAAAUUACUGUUGGUAGCGCUGCUGUUCUAGACAGAGAAAUAACACCUGAACUUACAAUAACCGUAAUGGCUAGUGAUGGGGCCCAUAUAAACGCUCGUCGAAGCACCACCGUUCCAGUGCUUGUGAAACUUAUAGAUGUCAAUGACAAUCGACCAAUAUUUUCACAACAUAGUUACAGAGCUUCUGUAGCUGAAAAUUUGCCUGUAAAUCCACCUGCACCAAUUUUACAAGUAAGAGCUGUGGAUCAUGACGAUGGAAUACAUGGAGAAGUUUGGUAUACUAUAACCAGUGGGAACGAGAAUGAAUCAUUUUUAUUAAACCGUGAAACGGGUAUUUUGUAUCCUGGUGCAGCCCUUCUCGGUAGAGCUGGCUCAUACAGAAUUGAAGUAGAAGCAAGAGAUGGUGCUGGUAGUGGUCCACAUUCGGACAAGUGUUAUGUUGACAUACGAGUGACAUCAGUGAAUCAACACAAACCCCAAUUUGUUUUACCGGAAUUAACAAAUGCUACUGUUGAAGUGCCUGAGAAUGCUGGUAUACCAAAUUACUUGAUAUUAACAGUAAAAGCGAUUGAUAGAGAUCCCGGUGAAAAUGGACACGUGAGUUAUCAUUUGAAGGUUGGAAAUCUCAAUACUCAAGAGACGGAAGAGUUUUCAAUAGAUCAAAAAACUGGAGAGUUACGAUCGAAGAUUAUUCUUGAUCGUGAAGCAAAAAGCAAAUUUGAGCUUGUUCUUGUUGCUACCGACCAUGGUACACCUACAGCAUAUGAAACUCUACGGCUGCUUACUGUACAAUUAGUCGACACAAACGAUAACACGCCAGAAUUUUACAAUGAGUAUCAUUUCCAAUUAUCAGAAAAUCGUCCAAAGGAUUACUUUGUAGGAAAAGUAACUGCGGAAGAUAAAGAUGAAGGCACGCAUGCAAAAGUUUACUACUACAUAGAAGCUGGAAACGAAGGCUAUACUUUUUACAUGGACAAAACCGACGGCAGUAUUUAUGCAAAUAAAUCAUUUGAUCGUGAAACCCAAGAUAAAUAUGUUUUGUCAAUUCUGGCCACCAAUGAUCCUGAUAUUUACAUAAAUCCAGUGGACUCAGGGCGUCCCGUGGCGAAAAGUACAAAUCACGGACAUGUUAAUGUAACUAUAACCAUUCUAGAUGAAAAUGAUAACUCACCAAUUUUUGAGCGGAAUGUCUACUACGCUGGUGUUAAUUCAAUGGCCAAUGUGAACGAUUUCGUCACAAAAGUAACUGCGUCAGAUCUAGACGUUGGUGACAAUGGUACGCUUCAUUAUUACGUUGCCGGUGCAAAUCUUUAUAAAUAUGGAUCAGAGAAACCUAGUGGUUCCAUAGUACCAAGUCCUUUCAAUGUGACUCAGGAUGGUAAACUAGUGACAAGUGGAUACAUGGCUGAAUAUAAUCAGGACAGAUUUAUUGUUGAAGUAAUAGCGAAGGAAACUGCUAUUCCAGAAAGAUAUGCAAUGACCAGAGUUCAUGUUUGGGUAUUUGAGCCUUCUCAAUUAAUAAGAGUUAUCUUGUCACGGCCACCUGAAGAAGUAAAUCGUGAGCGCGAUGAAAUUGUCUCAGAAUUAUCAAAUGCAACGCAAAGUAGGAUUGUUGUUGAUGAUAUCCGGUACCAUGUAGAUGCAUCAGGACACAUUCGCCGAGAAUGGUGUGAUAUGUAUUUACACGUUGUUGAAUCAAAAACUCAGACCAUUGCUCCUAUUCCACAAGUACUUAAAGUCAUUGAUGCAAAAUAUGACUUCUUGAAAGAUUACUACGCAGGUUUUGCUAUUGAGAAUGUUGUACCUGCUUAUGCUGGAGUACAAGAAGAACCUUUUGAUCCUGCAUUAGCAGCUUUGAUAGCUUUAUUAGUAGUUCUACUAGUUGGCGCAGUUACAGUAACAGUCGUUUGUUGUUGUUUGCGUCAUUGGGUGAUUACUGUGCCAAGUGAUAUAAGAAAAAAAGAUGGAUUAAUAAAGAAGCAAAUUAUUGAUGAAUUAAAUACCACGGAAAAUCCUUUAUGGAUUGAACAAAAACUUAAACUCUACGAGGAACAGGAGCUAACAAUGCAAGUAUUCAGUGAACCUGAGGGCGGUCUAGGUACAGAGAGACGUGGAAGUGGUGUCAGCGUUGGUAUGGGUGAUACAUCUCAGGAUAAUACUUACGCGACUAUACAACGUCCACUGCCUACAAGCAGGCACCGUCCAACAACACCCGAUUAUACAACGCUUCCAGGAAACCACAGUCUUUACGAAUCAGCAAUGGGUUUCCAAGGAUCAACGUUUCAGCCAUCUUCCAAUGUAAUGCCACAACUUACACUCGAUUGCGAUGGCCAACCCCAGUUCGUUUCAGGACUAGUAUAAAUUAAGUU